AAACAACAUUGACACAAGUAAUAACUCUCUCCACCAUCUUUCGCUAUGUCUCUCUCUGAAUCAUAGAUCCACCAAAAAUACUCAAUUAUUUCACAUAUAUAAACACACAUUCAUUUACUUUUACAUUUAUCAUCCAAAAUUCAUAGCCGCGUGAACAUUUAAUGCUUCUCCAACCGUUAAACAAAUAAACUUUAUAAAAUAACAUUUUCUCAUUCUCUCCAUAUUCUUCAAAACUAUAUUAUAUAAACACAUUUUUAGUUUCUUCACAAUUCACAAAACAUCUCUCUCCUUCUUCUCCCUUUCACUCACUAUCUUGCUCUUAGAAAAAGAUGGCGAGAAUGUGUUUAAUGAUAAUGAUUAUGGUUGCUAUGACCAUGAACAUUGCUAAGAGUGAUCCCAUUGCACCCUGUUACUUCAUAUUUGGUGACUCUUUGGUUGAUAAUGGCAAUAACAAUCAGCUUCAGUCAUUAGCUAGAGCUAAUUACUUUCCUUAUGGUAUUGAUUUUGCUGCCGGUCCAACCGGUCGGUUUAGCAACGGCAGAACCACCGUUGAUGUUAUCGCUGAGCUUUUGGGGUUCGACGACUACAUUACACCGUACGCCUCUGCUAGAGGACAAGACAUUCUCCGAGGAGUUAACUAUGCUUCCGCUGCUGCCGGAAUCCGAGACGAAACCGGCAGACAAUUGGGAGGUAGAAUAGCAUUUGCAGGACAAGUAGCUAAUCACGUGAACACUGUGUCACAAGUAGUGAACAUACUUGGUGAUCAAAACGAAGCCUCGAAUUACCUCAGCAAAUGCAUUUACUCUAUCGGAUUAGGCAGUAACGAUUAUCUCAACAACUACUUCAUGCCCAAUUUUUACUCUACCGGUAACCAGUUCUCCCCCGAAUCCUAUGCCGACGAUCUCGUUGCCCGUUACACCGAGCAACUCAGGAUAUUGUAUACCAAUGGAGCGAGGAAGUUUGCGUUGAUAGGAGUCGGGGCAAUCGGUUGCAGCCCGAACGAGCUAGCUCAGAACAGCAGAGAUGGAAGAACGUGUGACGAAAGAAUCAACUCAGCAAACAGAAUCUUCAACAGCAAACUUAUAUCUAUAGUUGACGCUUUUAACCAGAACACACCAGACGCAAAAUUCACUUACAUCAACGCUUAUGGCAUCUUCCAAGACAUUGUUACAAACCCUGCUCGAUACGGGUUUAGUGUGACAAAUGCAGGAUGUUGUGGAGUUGGGAGGAAUAAUGGACAGAUAACUUGUCUUCCAGGUCAAGCACCAUGUCUAAAUAGGAAUGAGUAUGUGUUUUGGGAUGCGUUUCACCCCGGUGAAGCUGCGAAUAUUGUUAUCGGAAGACGAUCUUUUAAGCGAGAAGCUGCUUCUGAUGCUCAUCCUUAUGAUAUUCAGCAGCUAGCAUCUCUCUAAAGAGGGAAAGAUCUUUUGCUUGUGUAAGUGUUUUGAUAGUUCCUUCAAUGGCAGCUGAGUUUUGGACUCAAGAAAAAAAAAGUGAUUUGGUUUGUGUUAUGUGAUGUCAUAACUGUUUAUGUAAUGAUUUGGAGUUACUGUUUCUCUCUAUUUUUUCUUAACUCUUUUAUAAACUUGAUUCUUUUAUUACAAAUUUGUUACUUU
Messenger RNA from Arabidopsis lyrata subsp. lyrata, 1616 nucleotides. RefSeq names its product GDSL esterase/lipase At5g45670. The record is from RefSeq and is a predicted model, not a curated record. The coding region runs from base 330 to 1412 and encodes 360 amino acids. The transcript is spliced from 5 exons. Gene Ontology annotation, molecular function: hydrolase activity, acting on ester bonds. Lineage: Eukaryota; Viridiplantae; Streptophyta; Magnoliopsida; Brassicales; Brassicaceae.